Zootermopsis nevadensis is the source of this 5382-nucleotide messenger RNA. NCBI's taxonomy places the organism in Eukaryota, Metazoa, Arthropoda, Insecta, Blattodea, Termopsidae. The record is from RefSeq and is a predicted model, not a curated record.
AAUGUGUUCGUUAUUUUACCGUCUUGCUCUGUUCGGAUCUUAGAGCUUUGUUUCGCAAACGUGGUCAUGCAAGAAACUGAUGCUAAGUUACGUGUACAUAUGUUUAAAUGGGACUUCAUCGCUUAUUCUGUUUUUUUCAAUGCGAACGUGAAUGCUUAUGAUCUUACUAGAGAAAUUACUUACGUGGUUACUACGUUACAUUAUUACUGCUCUUACCAGCCCAACAUUGGUAUCCAUUUUACGUGUAUGGGCAGAGGGAAGAGGGCAUGCUAUAGCUCUUUCUGCGAAAUGUUCCGAGAGCAAGUGAACACCAUCUCUUCCUGGUUCGAUCAGUGGAAUGAGUGUGAGAGGACUGUGGCUCUUUACUCACUCAUAAAACGCGUCACUCAUGUCAAUGCCCGCUUCCUGUCACUUGUCUUGGACCAGACACUUGGCGACUCUCACGAACUGCAGCUUCACGAGCAACAGGCAAAUAAUCCAGGGUUUGUAAGCAGUUUGCCAGCCGAGAGUGAUGCAGCAAUAGCCCAACUUCUGCUGCAUGUUCCACUUCUGCGCCCAGGGAACAAUGAAACCAAAGCUCGUUAUGUGACUAUAAUACAUAAAGUUCUGAGCCACACUGUUGAGACCGGUGCUCAUAUCGACAAGGCUCGACAGCUGCUCUCGUACAGCCUCAUCCACCCAGCUUUUAAUGGGGAAGACAGGAGGUCUUUGACAUACUGGUUGAGGCUCCUAGAAGCCCGGAUCACAAAUGGAACCACUCGAAUGAUGCCACCGACAGUGUGUGACUCGCCUCAGCACCAACAAACCACUAUCAUGUGGGGGCAGCAACAGCAGCGGAGUAGAGGAAGUGGUGGAAAUGAUGUGACUCUUAUUAAUGGGCACUGUAUCGUGCACAGCUGCAACUCGGCACCGUCCAUUGCGUCUCUCAAUAAGUCAGGUUUCACAGAUGCCAUUGGUAACUACUCCAGUAGUACUCAUCCUCGUGUGCGUAGAAGCAAUAGUCUCACACCUCCAGUCAGUAUUACGCAAACUUCAGACUUCUGGAGCUCACAGGAUGACCUGUCUGGCAGACAGAAGCCACGCAGUUUCUCACUGUCUUCAGAACAUGCCCCUCCCCUCUCUCCUCAGAGCUCACUGGCCUCCUCAGGAAGUGGUUCUCUUGAUGAACUACGCUCAGGAUUCAUUUCAGAUGCUUGUGGAAUGCGUGAUGUUCCAUCAUGGCUAAAGUCAUUACGACUUCACAAGUAUGCACAGUUGUUUGCGCAGUUGAGUUAUGAGGAGAUGCUGGCGCUCACAGAAGAACAACUUGCUGCUCAGGGUGUCACUAAGGGCGCUCGACAUAAAAUUAUCAUCAGCAUUCGUAAGCUAAGGGAGCGCUACAACACACUGUGUCAGUUGGAGAAGGAAGUGGUUGAAGGUAACAACCUGGCUGCAGCUCUGGAAGAGUUAAAGGCAAUUCUACUGUCGCCAAUCAAAGCUUCCCAUCGUGAUGACAAGGAGAGAGAUGAGACUGAAUUUGGUAGUGAUGUGAAGAUCACUGAUAAUGGUACUGCUGGCAGUAAUGUAGAAAAUACUGGCAGUGACUUCAUACUUGCACCGAGUGACUCGGACACCGCAGUUCCUGAUGAAGACAUCCCAGUCAAGUUCACUAAAGUUAUGGGCAAAGUAUGCACUCAACUUCUGGUGAGUAAUCACACAGAAGAAGAGACAGUUCGCUUAUUUAUGUGGCUGUUGGAUCACUCACUACAGCAUGAAGCAUUUACUACACAGCAGAAACGACGGCUGAGUUCAUGGAGACUCCAGAUUCAGGAUGCAUGGCAUCUGUCCCCUUCUCAACACAAAGCCAGUGACCAGCGUCACGCCAGGCUAAAGUGGCAUCAUCACAGUCAGUUCUCUUCUGGGACGACAAAUGGUUAUUCCCAUUUACACGGAAACCGGGGACAGAGGUUCCCCCCUCCUCAGCCCAUUGGCUGUGGUAACUAUCACCACCGUGGCACGAGCGCCAAGCCUGGAUUCACGUUGUCAUAUCCAUCGGGUCCUCUUGGGCGGCAACAGCAGCAGCACUGCAGUAGUCUGUCCAUGCUGGGAGCAGGUGUCUCCUUCAUGGCGAAGAGACCAAGCUUACAGGAUACACUUCCAGAGCCUCUGCAGCUGCAUGCGUCGCUGCAGAGGACACGUUCAGCUCCGCCAAAACCCAACAACUUCUGCGGCUUAAGUUUUGGGCCCGGAACAAAAUGCGCAACUCCAGAAAGUAACUCGAGUGCUGUCGAUCCAGAAAUCAACUCGCGUUUGGAAUCACUCUGCCUUAGUAUGACUGAGCAUGCUCUGGGUGGCUGUGGAGAGGUAUGAACUUAAACUUAUUCUGACAUUCAGAGGCAUUCAGUGGGCUACCUCACCCUGUGACAUUGCGCCGGCAACAUCUUCGUAUGCUGUCUGGCGCAACUCGUACGUGAAACAUCUCAACAGUAUUUAUGUGUGCAAUAAUGCUGAUUUUUAGUCAUUGUUACCAGUAGAUGAUUCACAAAGCUUCUCCGUCUGUUUGUCUCUGAAGAAAGUAGUUUCACGCUUUGCGAACGUCAGUUCAGUCGCUCUACAGUGCUCGUCUCAAUUAACAGUGAUAAGAUUAAAAUGGUACUGGAACUAUUAUUGAAACAUCAUUCACACUUGAUGAGAGCCUUAAUUGGUGCACUGGAUAUCAACUUUGGAUGAAAUUAUUUUGUUAACAGUGUCCCUAGUGGUUGUUACUACAUGCUGACAGGAUCAGACAUAUACAUUUUUUUUAGCCAUUUUUGUAUGAAUAAUUGUAUCGCACUUUUUACGCCAAUUAUGUAUGUCAAGUAUAUCUUAAAAAGGUGGAAAGGUUCUAGUUUUUGUGAGAUGGGAAUGGAUUGUCUUAAGUUUUAAGAGCUUUUGGUUUGUCUAGGAACGAUACUUGGCCUGCUGCACCGUAGCUAAGUUCUGAGUGAAUGUAGUCGGUUUGUUUUUGUUUGUCGUGACGUAACUGGGGAUUUUCUGUUGCCCAAGUUAAAAACUAGUUCUUUUUUCAUGUUACUAUUAUAAAACUGGGGUAAAAUAAUUUUUUUUAUGCUUCUGUAUUUUAUAUGUUUGUUACUAUUAUAACCAGUCUUUUACAUUUCUCAGUGAGAAAAGUAGUGGUAUUGAUAGAGACGGAGUCAACGCAGUGACAUAUUCAUUUACUAACGUUUGUUUACGUAGGUUUAGUUUAUGGAGGUUAAAAAUCUUUAUGAUAAUUACUGGGGUUAUGCAUUCAACAUUUUAAAAUAACUCAAGAUUUGAGCAAUCCGUUUUCCAGUGGCAGCUGAAAGUUAACGUAUAUUUUCAGGCAUUGUAAUUUAAUUUAAAUUCUUUAGUAGAGAAGAUGGGCACGUUUUAAUAUUUGCUCACAUGUAAAGUGGUCGCAAGAUUUCUGACGGAUCUUACACUAGCUUCAGUACCAUAAAGCUGAAUGCACACGCUACAUUUAAGACUGAUUCUUCGUGUCGGCCCAGUGGUGAUCAGAUUGCCAGUACUUUUAAACCCCGAAUGUUUAUUAUUUGGCUCUUUUUGAUGUGUACGUAGCUUCUUUAGUCUUUCCUAAUCUUUUUCUUUUCUUUUACACAAUGGACUUUGAGAGGAGUGUUUGGAAGAUGAAAUAUGUAACUCUCGUAACCAUUAUAUAUUGUAUAUUUGUGAUGUGGCAUCACAGCGUAAGACUGAGAUUUUUGAAUAUCUUGUGAAGGAGUGUAGCAAAUAGAAUGUUUAGCUGGGGUUAAUUUCUGUGCAUACUUGUGAAUUUGUAUUCCGUGUAUCGAUGGUAAUUUUGCUAGGUAAAUAAUGCUAGCAUGGUUUCUGGCUGAAAUAUUAAUUUUUGAGGCAUUUGUGUUCCUGCAUUUGUUGUAAAGGCUUCAAGAAAGCUUAUAAAACAUUUGAGAUAUCUUGGCAUAUUAGAAAACGAAACUAGAAUGAAAUAGCGAUAACUAAUUUAAAAGUUUCAAUAAAAUAACACUUAGUACAGAGACGCAUAGGAAGAUUACGUCCAAAGUCAUACAAACAAUAAGAAAAGCCAUUUUUUGCUCAUAUCACUGUAUUAUCAUAUUUAAUAUUCUUAAUAUCUCCUGUGAAUUUAUCAAAAUGCAACUUCUACUGGUUUAUGCAUUAAAAGUUCUGUUUAUUAUACUGUACUUCUUUAGAAAGCAGUUUAAAUCGAACGUGGAGAAAUUUCUUUCAUAUCUUAAUCCCCCACUCUUUAUUUUUUUUAUUUUAUCUUUUCGUACCUUCCCUCUCCUGUGCGUGUUUAUCAUCCCUUCGAUAUCUGGCUCCUUAGUGCUUCUCGCCAUUCCUUGUUACUUUACCCUUUAACACAUUACAUUUGAAUUUCUUUAAGCAUAAGGAAAUAACUUAACCACAAUUUCCAAUUUGAAUAUAUUAAAGACUAAUAUAAUACCCUGUUAAUAUAAAUCUGAAACACUUUAUUUGUGUAAAAAAAUGUUGGUCAAAACAUGCCGUUACAGGAGUACCAUAAUUUCAGCUUUCUUUCAUUGGUCCUCUUCUGACAUCAAAUGUAAACUCUCAUGCAAAUUAUGAAACCAGUAGGAAUUAAAUCGGAGAUAGUCUUAGAUUCUUUCCUUGCAUGUUUUAAUACAUAAAAGUAUGAAGACAGAAUAUAUAAUAAUACAGUAACUUUAAUAAAAUAAACAUUGAAUGUAGUGUUUCUUAUGUGCUUCUGUGUAUGCUUUUGAAGACAACUGAAUUCAGUUUAACGUUGUGGUAUAAUAAACAGAAUUUUUAGAGCAUGGUGACUUCUAUUGUCCUUGACGUGAUGUUUGAAACAUUUUCAUAAAUCAGUUUGUUCUUUAAAAGUGAAUGUUUGUUAAAAUAUAUUUACAUAACUGUGUGUGCAAUUACUUAAUGUUUUUUAUCAAGUCAUGUACAGAAAUAUCAGAAAUGAUUAAAGGCACAUAUACGCAUAACUAAACUUUUAUCAGCUGGAAGGGAAAUCCAUUUGCCAUAUGCACUUUAAAUGGGACUCUAUCGUCCCCUUUCGUCAUGACAUUAUUUAAAGCUUAAACAUUCACAAGAGACCGAUGUGUGUUUAAAAUCCUUCUAUAUGUUUCUUGUAUUAUCAGGUAUGAAAUUUUGAGUCACGCACUUUAAAAGGGUGGAUUUACAUAUUAACAUCCGCCUGAAAUUUGAAAAAAUCUCGAAAUUCUUAUAGUUCCCUGCAAGCAGCUGUUUCUUUUUUUGUCCCACAAAACAUCAAAAUCAGAUAAAUAUCUAAAAAUGCUUCAGAAGAAUGUCAUAUUUUCUCAUGCCUUUCACAAAUCCGUACCCAUACCUGCCGAUUCCGUAAAGCUGUUAGUACUUAAAUAGAUUAAAGAAGUG